AUGGAUAGUGGUAUUAUAGCUGAGUUAGAUGACAAUUAUGAUGAAUUGCUACAUGUGAAUGAGGACACAACUGAUCCUGAAUCAAUGGAUGAAGAUACAGAUCAUGUUUUAGUCUACGAGGAAAUACAGUUUUAUUCUGAAUCCAAUUCGAAAGAAAUUACUGUCUUGGACGCGUACCAUAUAUUCGAAGAACGAUAUUCUGGACUUGUUACUGAAGAAUUAAUUGGCUUAGAUGAUUUAUUUGCUUUAAACUUCUAUACGGCUUCAAAUCCGGAGGAUAUCUUCGGCAAUGCAUAUCACACUGCUUUUGUUACUCAAUCGGAUCUUAUAAUGCUUCAUAGAGACAAGAUCUAUCAUUCAACACGUCAUCAAUAUGUGCCAGCACGAGAUCAUCGCUGUGUCAAUUAUCAUACAAAGUAUAUUUUUCAAGUUCCAUCGGCCACACAUGAUCGUGGCCUUUAA
Molecule: messenger RNA, 462 nt
Organism: Adineta ricciae
Lineage: Eukaryota; Metazoa; Rotifera; Eurotatoria; Adinetida; Adinetidae
Source: the annotation of a GenBank genome assembly